Austrofundulus limnaeus is the source of this 2185-nucleotide messenger RNA. RefSeq names its product interleukin-31 receptor subunit alpha. Lineage: Eukaryota; Metazoa; Chordata; Actinopteri; Cyprinodontiformes; Rivulidae. Gene Ontology annotation, molecular function: protein binding. The record is from RefSeq and is a predicted model, not a curated record.
ACACGCAGCGGGGCGGUGCAGAUGUGUUUAUCUCUCAUGUUGAACCCACGCAGAACACAGCGCAGUGAGAUCAGACUUGACGAAGCUCACACAGUGUCUUUGAGCUGGGUAACAGCCUGCUCCAUGGAGGAAAGUGAGUGAGAGACCUGAGGGGUGCUGAUGGAGCCAAACUCAGCUGUGGUGUGGACCCUCCUGCUGGGGACUGGACUUUCUCUGGUAACAAGUUCGGAGGUUUCACCCCAACCUCCUCAGCUGAUUGGCUGUGUGUUCAUGGCACGAAGCAACGUCACCUGCCACUGGGAGCCUGGAGACACACCGGCGACACACUACACCCUGCAGGUUCAGAGAAAGCCUAGCUCCGUCUGCAGCACCGGCUCUCUGGAGGCAGGUCAGACGUGCCGACAGGUUUGGAUGGCGGCUGGUUUCUCUGCUUUGGAAGCCCCUACCUCACUUCCUGGCUAACGGCAGAGUUGUCCACUACGACGUCACCUGUCAAACAGAAAAGGCUUUGGUUCUUAGCAAUCGUGGGAGCUGCCAAGAUUUGCUCGAUGUAAACACUUCCUGCAGCUUGUACCUGCCCUCUGAACGCUGUUCCUGCGCUCUGACGGCCUCCACCUCUGCAGGGCCCUCGCCACCAGCUCGGAUCUGGAUCCCUGUUUCCUCUGAGCCAGAGCUACCAGCCCCGAGUCACAUCGCUGCCUCUCCCCUGGACGACUUCAGCGUAGAGGUUCAGUGGACGUGGCCCCAGAAUCGAUCGGGUUUGACCGGGUUUGCUGUGGAGUGGUUUGCUGUCAGGGAGGAGCACAGCAGCGUCCUUCACUGGGAGAAGCUGAAUAGUUCCUGCACAAAGCUGCUCAUCUCCGAGGGACUGAAGCCGAUGGAGCGUUACACUGUUUCUGUCAGAGCUCUGUACGGUGAACAAGGAGCAGGAGAACAGCGAACACUCCACAUUUAUACACGGCAGGGAGUGCCCUCUGCUGGUCCUUAUGUGAAGGUGCAGCAAAUCUCUGGCAGCUCAGUGGAGCUUGUUUGGAGUCCUCUGCCUGUGGAGCUGCUUAAUGGUUUAAUCUGCAGCUACACCCUCUAUUACAGCUCCAAAAACCAACCAGCAACAAGCAUCAUCAUUCCUGGUUCUAUUCACCGCCACACUCUGGAGAACAUGCCACCAGGCAUAUAUGACAUCUUCAUGCGGGCCAGCACUGUUGCUGGGACCGGUCCAGUUGGGAGCCUGGCUAAUGUGAACAUUGGCUCUGAGGACGUCUCCAUUGUGUUAUACGUUGUUGUUCCACUCAUCUUCACUCCACUGGUGAUGAUGCUGCUGGCCUGCCUGACCCAGAGCAAAAUUGUGAAGCAGAAAUGGGGUCAGGGCGUACCUGACCCAUCCAACAGCACCUUGUCCCGCUGGACUCCUGACACCAGCUUAGAGACGAAGCAGCAGUUGGUGGUAGAGGAGAAGUCUGACGUCAAAUACUCUGAAGUCUUUUUGCUUGAUAAGCUGCAGGAUGUGGAGCAGCACGCCUACCCGCUUGUCUGUAAUGUUCAGAGUGAUUUGUCCUCCCUGUUUUCUUCACCUCAUGUCAAAAUAGGAAACGCUUUUACCAAAAACCUACCUGAAGCCAUACAAUCCUCCAUCGAUGACCUGGACGCCACAUCCUGCAUCUACUCCAACGUCUUGCACUGGGUACCUGACAACAAUCUACCUUCCCCUCUGCUGCCUCUCUCUGAUCUGUACGUCAUGAGUCAAACCAGACCCGUCUGCAUUCAUGAUAUCCAGCUGCCAGCAGAGGGCGCCAGUGAGUCAUCUGGUUACCAACAUUCAGAACAUCAGGAAAACUGCAGCUUUCUGAAACGGCUUCCAAUCCAGAUAUCUUUGUCUGAUUCCAGCAGAGCUUCUCAUCAGACAGAAGAUGACAAGCCGAAUGCCGCUCUGUUUCUAAAUGAAGAUGAUCCUUUAAACAGUUUUUGGAAAUUAUUUCCACCGGUUCCUCAACUUGGUUUAGUGGAUUUAUUCCCCAGCCCUGUGCAGUGUGGUCCUUACAUCCCCUCUCAUACUUAGUCUCAGGCUCAUUGGAGUUAAAAAAAAACGUGUACAUGUUGUUCAGACAGGGGUUAAAUUACGGAAAACAUUUUCAAGAAAAUAAGAUGUACAAAUCAUCUCAGAAACUGUAAAAAAGGUUUUAACUUG